AUGGAGGAUCACCAGCCACCAAUUAAAGAAGAGAGAACAACUCCCAGUCCUCUUCUUCUACAGGAUGAGAGAUGUCCCAGUUUUCUUCUACAGGAUGGUUCAGAAGAACAUCAAAGCAUUCCAUAUGAUGAUCAGAUAGAUGGAAAUAAGCUUUUAAAUCUGGGUAAAGAUCUGACCAAUAUUAAGGCUGAAGAUACAUAUGUGAGGGUGAUCAUAGAGGACAUUCCCACCGAUAACCACCCAGAUGACUGUACCAGGAGCUCAGAGAAAGAUUUUAGAACAGAUGAUUGUGGUGUCGCAGAAGAUACACAUGAAGAGCAUGCCAUUAUCUCAGAUGUAUCCUCAGCUUUUCACUGCAAAGAUCUAUCAUCAGAUCCUUUGGAUGGAUUUCAAUCUUAUGAUUCCUCACAGACUGUUAAGCAAAAUAAAAGCAAUCAUCAAAGAAGUCACACAAGGGAGAAUGCUCUUUCAUGCUCAGAAUGUUGGAAAUUUUGUAAAUCUAAAUCAGAUCUUAUUAGACAUCAGAGAACUCACACAGGGGAGAAGCCAUUUUCAUGUUCAGAAUGUGGGAAAUGUUUUAUUGAUAAAUCAAGUCUUGUUAUACAUGAGAGAAAUCACACAGGGGGGAAGCCAUUUUCUUGUUUACAAUGUGGGAAAUCUUAUCAAAAGAAAUCAUGUCUUGUUAUACAUGAGAGAAGUCACACAGGGGAGAAGCCAUUUUCUUGUUUAGAAUGUGGGAAAUCUUUUAUAAAUAAAUCAAAUCUAGUUGCACAUCAGAGAAUUCACACGGGGGAAAAGCCGUUUUCUUGUUUAGAAUGUGGGAAAUGUUUUACUGAUAAAUCAACUCUUGUUAAACAUCAGAGGAUUCACACAGGGGAGAAGCCAUUUUCAUGCUCAGAAUGUGGGAAAUGUUUUCAGCAGAAAUCAAAUCUUCUUAACCAUCAGAGAAUUCACACAGGGACGAAGCCAUUUUCUUGUUCAGAAUGUGGGAAAUCUUACACACAGAAAUCAUAUCUUGUUAUACAUGAGAGAAGUCACACAGGGGAGAAGCCAUUUUCUUGUUUAGAAUGUGGGAAAUCUUUUAUAAAUAAAUCAAGUCUAAUUGCACAUCAGAGAAUUCACACAGGGGAGAAGCCGUUUUCUUGUUUAGAAUGUGCGAAAUGUUUUGCUGAUAAAUCAACUCUUGUUAUACAUGAAAGAAGUCACACAGGGGAGAAGCCAUUUUCUUGUUUAGAAUGUGGGAAAUGUUUUACUGAUAAAUCAAGUCUUGUUAUACAUGAGAGAAGUCACACAGGGGAGAAGCCAUUUUCUUGUUUAGAAUGUGGGAAAUCUUUCAUAAAUAAAUCAAGUCUAAUUGCACAUCAGAGAAUUCACACAGGGGAGAAGCCAUUUUCUUGUUUAGAAUGUGGGAAAGCUUUCAUAAAUAAAUCAACUCUGGUUACACAUCAUAAAAUUCACACAGGGGAGAAGCCAGUUUCUUGUUUAGAAUGUGGGAAAUCGUUCAUAAAUAAAUCAACUCUUGUUAGACAUCAGAGAAUUCACACA
Messenger RNA from Bufo bufo (common toad), 1545 nucleotides. RefSeq names its product zinc finger protein OZF-like. The annotation marks the transcript as partial. Lineage: Eukaryota; Metazoa; Chordata; Amphibia; Anura; Bufonidae. The record is from RefSeq and is a predicted model, not a curated record. The transcript is spliced from 5 exons.